Molecule: messenger RNA, 1987 nt
Organism: Acomys russatus (golden spiny mouse)
Lineage: Eukaryota; Metazoa; Chordata; Mammalia; Rodentia; Muridae
Gene: Mfrp
Product: membrane frizzled-related protein
Exons: 13
Coding region: 147-1895 (582 amino acids)
Molecular function (GO): protein binding
Source: RefSeq, a predicted model, not a curated record
ACCAGAGAACUGGUCUCUCUCGACAGCCCUGUCCCUCUGAGAGCAUAAGUCGCUUCUUUGAUAGGUGACUUGUGACCAGGGAGUGGACCCUCGGGGGGUCUUGGGCUGUCACGGGAUCUCCAGAGAGCCAUGCAGAAUCUCAAGCCAUGAAGGACUAUUCCGAUGUCAUUCUCUGUCCAGAGGCAACCGAGUCAAGCAAGACAGAGUUCUGCAAUCCUGCUUUUGACCCUGAAGCAGGCCUUCCGCCGGCCUUACAGAAAGAUGCCAGCAGCAGCCACCAAGCUCCCUGGCACGCCCACUGUGUCCUCCUUGCAGGCCAGCAUCUCCGAGGGCUACAACCAGACUGCCGCUUCUCCUGGCUUUGCAUCUUGCUUCUCAGUGGCCUACUGCUCCUGCUGGUGGGGCUACUGGUGGCUGUCAUCCUGGCUCAGUUACAGACUACAUCCCUCCUCAGAACUACCGAGAGACCACUGCCCACCCCCAUGGGUAGCAUUCCCAGCACCACCCCUAACAUCAACACUACCACCCUCACCACCUCCCCAGCAACUAGCAGACAGCAAGAGGCAGCCGUGAGCCCAACACACCAGACCCCCUGUGGAGGCCUCCUUCCUGGUCCAAGGGGUUUCUUCAGCAGCCCCAACUACCCAGACCUUUACCCGCCCCACAGCCACUGCGUCUGGCACAUCCAGGUAGCCACAGGCCAGACAAUACAGCUCAAGAUUCAAGUCCUCAGCAUAGAAAGUGUGCUCUCCUGUCUUUUUGAUCGUUUGGAAGUCACCCCAGAGCCUGCAGGCCCUCUCCUCAGGGUGUGUGGUAAAACGCCUCCUGCUACACUAAACACCAAUACCAGCCACCUCCGUGUGUCCUUCGUCUCUGAUGGCGAUGUGGAAGGGUCUGGUUUCCAGGCCUGGUACCAAGCUGUAGCCCCUGGACAUUGGAGCUGUGCCCCUGAUGAGUUCCGCUGUGACCUGCUCCUCUGCCUGCAGCAUGACUUAGUAUGUGAUGGCAUCACCAACUGUGCCGAUGGCAGUGACGAGACCAACUGCAGUGCCAAGAUCCCCGGGUGUGGAGGGAACCUGACUGGGCUCCACGGCGUAUUCUUUACUCCCAACUAUCCACAGCACUACCCUGACCAACAGCUUUGCACGUGGUACCUCUCGGUGCCUGUGGGAUUCGGCAUAAGACUACAGUUCCUCAACUUCAGCCUGGAAGCACAGGCUGAGUGCAGGUUUGACUACGUGGAGGUGUAUGAAGGCAACAGUUCAGGUUCCAGCUUCCUGGGCAGGUUCUGUGGAGCAGAGCCACCACCCCACCUCAUCUCCUCGAAGCACCAGCUGGCUGUAAUCUUCAAGACUGAUCUUGGUAUCAACAGAGGGGGCUUCUAUGCCACCUACCAAGCCAUCAAUACUACAGAGAACUUUUGUGGGCCCAGAGAGUUCUGCCAGGACGGAGGAUGUAGGGAUCUGCGGUGGAUGUGUGAUUUAUGGAGAGACUGUGCAAAUGCCAACGACAAUUGCAGCAGCCACUUGUUCCCACAACCAGAGCUGGCUUGUGAACCUGUUCAGGUGGAGAUGUGCCUUGGGCUAAGCUACAGUACCACAGCUUUUCCUAACAUCUGGGUGGGCCUGGCCACCCAGGCCGAGGUGACCAACAUCCUCAGAGGCUACAAGAGUCUGACAAGUCUACCUUGCUACCAGAUGUUCCGGAGGUUCCUUUGCGGGCUGCUUGUACCCCACUGCACCCCACUGGGCACUAUCCUACCCCCUUGCCGCUCUGUCUGCCAGGAGGCAGAACAACAGUGCCAGUCUAGCCUGGCACUCCUGGGCACCCCCUGGCCCUUCAACUGCAACAGGCUGCCUGAGGCAGCUAGCCUGGAAGCUUGUGCCCAGCCCUGACCUGAAGCCAGGCCCUACCCUCUGUCUGCCGAUCCCCCUACCUAUAUGGGUGGGCAAGCAGAAAACAAAGGGAAGAGUGACCUGGCCGUGCA